AUGUGUAAGGCACUUUGGUUAUCACAAAACAAAGCUGGUGUUUUAAGACAAGAAAUCCACAAGUCCUUCAACAGUAUCAUUGACAACGACAAGGAUGUGGGUUCAAUUCACAGGCCACCUAUGCUUGAUGGGACAAACUAUGACUACUGGAAGGCUCGCAUGGUUGCAUUUCUCAGAUCUAUUGAUGAUGGACUCAUUGCUCAAAGGGUGAUUCAUACGUGCAUUGUUGCUAAGGAUGCUUGGGAGAUUCUCAAGGUUUCUCAUGAAGGUACAACUAGAGUUCGCAUGUCAAGACUUCAACUGCCAACCACUCAGUUUGAAAAUCUUAAGAUGAAGGAGGAAGAAACAAUCUCUGGGUUUCACAUGCGUAUACGUGAUAUUACUAAUGCUUCUUUUGCUCUGGGAGAACCUAUGUCAGAUGAGAAGCUUGUCAGAAAAAUUCUCAGGUCAUUGCCCAACAAAUUUGACAUGAUAGUUACUGCCAUAGAUGAAGCACAGGAUAUCAGUAGCAUCAAAGUGGAUGAACUUAUUGGAUCACUACAAACUUUUGAAAUGUCUCUGAAUGAUAGGCCAGAGAAAAAGAACAAGAGCAUUGCUUUUGUGUCAAAUAUGGAUGAAGAUCAAAGUGACAAAGAUCCAGAUGAAAAUUUGUCAGAAGACAUAGCCUUGCUUGGUAGGAAGUUCAACAAGGUCAUGAGAAAGUUUGACAGAAAAGCCAGACCAAAUGUCGCAGACAAAAGGCCAGACAUCAUCAAGAACUCAGGGAAUGCACUGAAGAACAAGGAAGAAGACAAAUCUAACAAAGCAAAAGGAGUGCAAUGUCAUGAGUGUGAAGGGUAUGGCCACAUUAGAUUUGAAUGUGCUACUUUUCUAAAGAAGCAAGAAAAAGGAAUGGUGGCUACCUGGUUUGAUGAUGACUCAGAAGAUGAAGGUGAAAAUCCUGUAAUGGGAUUAACGGUGAAGUGUAACUCAGAGGUAGAUUCCAGUGAUAAGGAUGUCUCAGGAGGAGAACUAGCUGAAAACUAUGAGGACUUACUGAAAAAGUGGCAUGAAGCUUGUGACCUUGGUAAGAAGCUGAGUAGUACUGUGAAGAAACUACGUAAAGAAAAGCAAGAUCUUCUCAGUAUCAAUGAUAAUCUUCAGGAGGAGGUGUCUGUUCUGAAAUAA
Lotus japonicus is the source of this 1167-nucleotide messenger RNA. RefSeq lists its product as uncharacterized. Gene Ontology annotation, molecular function: zinc ion binding; nucleic acid binding. Lineage: Eukaryota; Viridiplantae; Streptophyta; Magnoliopsida; Fabales; Fabaceae. The record is from RefSeq and is a predicted model, not a curated record. Bases 1 to 1167 code for a protein of 388 amino acids. The transcript has 3 exons.